CACCACCACCCAAUAAUUAGGAAACAAAAUAGAUAAAUGCCAUCCACCCACAAAAGGAUUUUUAUUUUUAUCAGCUUUUAGCUUAUUAUUACAACUUAAUUUGAAUAAGCUGCUACAAAAAAUGAACUUGAAGAGCUGCUUUUCUGUGUCAAAUUCUGCAUACAAGUCAUGUACAAAGAGCUUUUUUAAGUGGGAUUUUGGCAAAAGCAGAAGCUCACAGCCGGAGCACAAAUAUUACGACGAAAUUGACCUUCAAUUCCCUCCUUCUCUCGUCGCCAAAACAUUCUUGAAAGGCAAAGAACUAAAAUGCUGCUACAAAGCCACAAUAGAUGGAUUUAGUGCAACAGAUUUCCACACCAAAUGUGACUUCAAAGGACCAUGUGUUAUAAUUGGCUACACCAACAAGUCACUCAAAUUUGGUGCAUUCAAUCCCGAGGGCUACAGAAGCACGGACGACUACGACGACACGUUCGACGCAUUCCUCUUCUACUGGCCCGAAGAGGCCGGUGACGAAACCGGGCCGAUCGUUCUGCCUAAAGUAGGAGGUAGUGGGGCGGCCCUGUUCGAUUACGCCCGAGGCGGGCCCCAGUUUGGGGCCGACGGGCUUUUGAUCGGGCCCCCGUUGGCCCCCGUUAUGGGGGGGUUUGCCGGGCCCGAUACAAAUUCGGGUGUCGGUGAUUUGAGGCAAGCUAAGUCUAGGUUGGGGCUUUCUUAUGGGAAAAGGCUUGAUGGGAAGGAAUCUUUAUUUGGGGAUGAGUUUAGGGCUGUUAUUGAUGAAGUUUUGGUGUUUUGUAGUCCUCAAAUUGCUAGCCUAUAUUAGGCUGUGAUUAAAGUUGAUGUGUAUUAUGUAUUUAUACUAAUGUGUUAUAUUAUGUUUGGCCUUUGUUUGAGAAUUA
This is a messenger RNA of Erythranthe guttata (spotted monkey flower), 896 nucleotides long. RefSeq names its product TLDc domain protein. The record is from RefSeq and is a predicted model, not a curated record. NCBI's taxonomy places the organism in Eukaryota, Viridiplantae, Streptophyta, Magnoliopsida, Lamiales, Phrymaceae.